Molecule: messenger RNA, 3844 nt
Organism: Tachysurus fulvidraco (yellow catfish)
Lineage: Eukaryota; Metazoa; Chordata; Actinopteri; Siluriformes; Bagridae
Gene: exo1
Product: exonuclease 1
Exons: 14
Coding region: 1010-3316 (768 amino acids)
Biological process (GO): DNA recombination; mismatch repair
Cellular component (GO): nucleus
Molecular function (GO): 5'-3' DNA exonuclease activity; metal ion binding; DNA binding
Source: RefSeq, a predicted model, not a curated record
CUGAGGAGAUUUUUCUUAGUGUUUUACUGUUUGGCGGUUUUUCUGUUUAGACAUUAGUGACAUUAGUUUUAUUUAAUGUUACAGGAUGUUACAGUCACACAGUGAGGCGUUUAUGUGAGAUUAAGCUUUUAUGGGCUUCGAUGUGCCUGAUGUUUUAAAUCAAAGUAACGGUAACUUUUUGUUUUUCAGGACGUUAGCUAGCAAUAUUAGCUGCGCGCGCGCACAGCCUUUUACUAUAAACAAACAAAAGGAGAACUGCUGCAGUUUAUAGUUUAAAGUGAACGGUGAGGUGUUUAAAUUGUACGGUGAGGUGUUUAAAGUGAACCGUGAGGUGUUUAAAGUGAACAGUGAGGUGUUUAAAUUGUACAGUGAGGUGUUUAAAUUGUACAGUGAGGUGUUUAAAGUGAACAGUGAGGUGUUUAAAGUGAACAGUGAGGUGUUUAAAGUGAACAGUGAGGUACAGUGAGUUGUGUAAGUGUACAGUGAGGAACAGUGGGGUGUUUAAAGUGAACAGUGAGGUGUUUAAGUGUACAUUGAGGAACAGUGAGGUGUUUAAGUGUACAGUGAGGUGUUUAAGUGAAGAGUGAGGAACAGUGAGUUGUUUAAGUGAAGAGUGAGGAACAGUGGGGUGUUUAAGUGAAGAGUGAGGAACAGUGGGGUGUUUAAGUGAAGAGUGAGGAACAGUGGGGUGUUUAAGUGAAGAGUGAGGAACAGUGGGGUGUUUAAGUGAAGAGUGAGGAACAGUGGGGUGUUUAAGUGAAGAGUGAGGAACAGUGGGGUGUUUAAGUGAAGAGUGAGGAACAGUGGGGUGUUUAAGUGAAGAGUGAGGAACAGUGGGGUGUUUAAAGUGAAGAGUGAGGAACAGUGGGGUGUUUAAGUGAAGAGUGAGGAACAGUGGGGUGUUUAAGUGAAGAGUGAGGAACAGUGGGGUGUUUAAGUGAAGAGUGAGGAACAGUGGGGUGUUUAAAGUGAACAGUGAGGUGUUUAAGGUGAACAGUGAGGUGUUAAAAUGGGGAUUCAGGGACUGCUGCAGUUUCUAAAGGAGGCUUCAGAGCCGGUUCAUGUGCAGAAAUACCGCGGACACACUGUGGCUGUAGACACUUACUGCUGGCUGCAUAAAGGAGCUUUCUCCUGUGCUGAGAAACUGGCUAAAGGAGAACCCACAGACCAGUUUGUAUUGUACUGUAUGAAGUUGGUGGACAUGCUCCUGUCCUAUGGUGUUAAACCGGUACUGGUGUUUGAUGGACGAAACCUUCCGUCAAAACAGGAAGUGGAGAAAGCUCGACGAGAACGUCGUCAGGCCAAUCUACAGAAAGGCAAGCAGCUGCUGCGAGAGGGGAAAGUGGCUGAGGCUCGAGACUGUUUCACACGCUGUGUUAACGUCACACCCUCCAUGGCACAUCAAGUUAUCAAGGCAGCAAGGGCACGUGGUGUGGACUGUUUGGUGGCUCCGUAUGAAGCUGAUGCUCAGUUGGCGUUCCUGAAUAAAUCAGGAAUCGCUGAGGCCAUCAUCACUGAGGACUCAGACUUGCUGGCAUUCGGUUGUAAAAAGGUUAUAUUAAAGAUGGAUAAGCAGGGGAACGGUCUGGAGAUAUCACAGUGUCACCUGGGCCGCUGCCGCUCUCUGGGAGACGUCUUUACCGAGGAGAAGUUCCGCUACAUGUGUAUCCUGUCAGGGUGCGAUUACCUUCCAUCACUUUACGGCAUUGGUCUGGGGAAAGCAUGCAAGCUGCUCAGGAUGGCCAACAAUCCCGAUAUCCUCGCGGUGAUCAGAAAGCUCGGCCAGUACCUAAAGAUGAACAUCACCGUACCCGACGAGUACAUCGAUGGCUUUGUAAAGGCCAACAACACGUUCCUCUAUCAGCUCGUCUUUGACCCCAUCAACAGAAAAGUAUUGCCUCUUAACCCUUACCCAGAAAACCUGGACCCCAGCACGCUCAGCUAUGCCGGAGUGAACGUUGGAGAUAAGCAGGGCCUGCAGAUGGCUCUGGGUAACGUGGACAUUUACACCAUGGAAAGGAUCGACGAUUUUAAUCCCGAUGCUCCUGUAACACGGCCUGUUAAAGCUCCUCGCAGUCGAGGCUGGAGUGACCCUGCCCCAGUCUCCACCUCAACUCGUGUCAGUAUCUGGAGCAGAGUUUAUGUACCAGGCAGCGUCCAGCCCCAGACUCCAUCCUCCCCACAGAGACCUGCUCAAACCAGAAGCAAGGACACCGUCACGUCCCUGAGGGGCCUCAAACUGCCCUACAGAGAACCACCAGUCAAGAGACCACGACAAGACUCUGCUGUUUCAGACGAAGACAUGUUAAAGCAGUACUCAUCCAAUACAAAGAAACUGUGCACAGUAACCAUGGAAACAAAGAACAGCAUUCCUAAGGAGACAAAACAUUUCCAGAGAGAGUCUCAUCGGCCCCGGAACCGAUUUGCCACAUUGCUGCAGUGGAGGAACCAAUUAGAGGAUGGGGAUGGAGAGCAGGAGGGAACACGCAGCAGGUUCUUUGCGAGCUCUGAUAUCACUGAAACUGAAUCUAAUGAAUCAAAGAAAGAAUCCGAUAACUGUAAGGAAUCGGACCACACCCUGUCACUAGCUGGAGAAACACUCAGCACACAGAUGGAGACAGAGAUGCCACCACAGCAUGCCAGCCUGAGUGCUUUCAGCUGGUCCUGCAGCUCCACAGAAACUUCCAGAACCUUAUCCUUAACGCUGGACCGACCCAGAACUCCCAGCAUGUCCUCAGGCCUCUCUGUCCUGCACCAGUUCCAGAGGAAGAAGGAGAACAUCACCUGGGCACAGACUGAAUCUCCUCAGCACUCUGCACCCUGCUCUCCUACAGAGGGCGCCGUUGAUACUGAAACGCCUCCAGGUUCUCCUCCGUCUCAGGACAGUGCGUAUUUCUCUCAGUCCUGCAGCAGUCACUCCAUCAGUGAAGACUUCAAUGCCAGCACUCAGAGUGGAACAACCUCACCCGAGACGGAGAAGGAUCUGUGGAGGGAUUCAGGAUGUUCUGUGACUCUCAGUGAGGCGUCUGCGAUGGAUGAGGUCAGAUCUACCCCCACCAGGACCAAGGUGUCCGGUUUGUCCCGAAUCCGUCCCAUCGCUCAGGAGAAGGGCAGUAAGAUCCGCCCCUCUGCUCCGGCCAGGGCGAGUGGUUUGAGGAAGACUCAGGGGAAGAAGGUCACCAAUGAGAACAGCCCAGGACUGCAGGCCACCAUCAGUGGUCUGUGGAAAAACUUCAGCUUUAACAAGGAGAACCCAAAGUUAAACCCCUGUAAGAAAGGAAAACCCAUGUCUCCGGUGAAGGACAAUGUGCAGUAACAUGAUGGUCACUACCUCAGGACGAGUGUGUGAACUGGGGUCAUAGAGCUGUAAACUGGUAGAGUGGGCAUCCCUUAGUGCUCUCACUCACUCUUGCACUCUCUCUCACACACACACACACACACUCCCUCUCUUGCACGCUCUCUCACACUCUCUCUCUCUCUCUCUCUCUCUCUCUCUCUCUCUCUUGCACAUACUCUCACACACACACUCUCUCUCUCUCACACACACACACUCCCUCUCUUGCACGCUCUCUCACACUCUCUCUCUCUCUCUCUCUUGCACAUACUCUCACACACACACACACUCUCUCUCACACACUCUCUCUCUCACACACACACACUCUUUUGCACUCUCACACACGUGCUCUCUCUCUCACACACACACACACACACACACACACACAAUCUCUGUGCAUUAGCGUGGAUUCUGAUCUUAGCUCUACGCUGAUUAAACGUGUUAAACAUACUGUGUAUGUCGAGGACUUACUUUUUACACUUUAAUAAUGAAUAAAAUAUCUGUACAUUU